AUGUCGAUGCGAUUCUACAUUGUUAUUGUACUGUGCUACUUGCACGAGGUUUUCGCUGAACAAUGCAAGGAGGGUGAGCAUGCCAUUUCUGGUAUGAUGCUUCGAGGACACACCUUCAGGAAAGUGAGAUCAUUGAUUGCAUUUGAAUGCCAUCAAGCAUGUUACAAUGAUUUCAGAUGUCACAGCUUCAACUACGUCAUUUCAGAGGAGCUGUGUGAACUAAACAACCGGACUAAGGAGGCCAGACCAGAGAACUUUGUGCCAAAUUCCGAAAGAUUUUAUGUCAGGAGUAAUAAGAAAAGAGGUGAGUUUCAACGAGAAGCAGCUCUAGCACUGGCGGUUAUUGAAGUAAUUUGAACCUGAUAAAACUAUUCUCCGUCCUUAGUUCAUCUUGGCUCCAUUCCUGAAUUUCCAGCAGAAACAUGUCGAGAGAUAAAAGCAAGCGAAGAGGGGAAAGCGAACAGUGGCAAUUACUGGCUUGAUUCCAUUAUAGAGGGGAAGACAGUACUUGUUCCUUGCGAUAUGGAAACAGCGGGUAACAAAACUCAAUUACUAGUAUUUGUUGACAUCAGUGUAAAAAAAUCUUGAUCAAGCACUAAUCGUUUUGGUAAAGAAGAUCCACGCCGAGUUGUAAUAUCCUACAAUGUUUGGUUCCUUUCACAACCACCACAAAUGGGAAAAAUAUCAUUCACAAUCUUUCAUUCCUUGUUUCCGCUUGAAUUUACUUAUUACCCUAAAUGACAAAUUAGUCACUUUCUCUUUCGCUCAUUUCACGAAUUAUUUAUCCGCCUAUUUAUUUAUUUAUUUAUCUAUUUCCUGGAAGUAUUUGAUAUUUCAUCAUAUAAUAUGCUGAAUAUCAUAGAAUAGCUAUUAUGCACGAUGAUGUUAUUUACUGAAAAAUAUCGGUCCAAGCCUACUUGGCAUUAUAUUUGUCGGGAACUUUAACUCCAUCUGGUUGUUUUCAUGUGGAAAACCUUUGAUUUCAGUAGUGUCGCAUUCAGAAUCUUGAGUGUAGACCGUGAAAGCGAGGUUUGAAGGUAUGAGUGGGUAUUUUUACGUAAACAUUCACAGGGCCCAUUGUCAAUUAAUUUCUAAUAUGUACAGUAUAUACAAUCAUUUUUUGUUAGAUGCUGAUGAAUGCAAGGCCUCGUUACCUGUCUGUGACACGAAUGCCAUUUGCCAGAAUACCCCUGACUCAUAUAUUUGUGCUUGUAAACCUGGAGUUAUUGCAGAUGGGACAACUUGC
Molecule: messenger RNA, 1246 nt
Organism: Pocillopora meandrina
Lineage: Eukaryota; Metazoa; Cnidaria; Anthozoa; Scleractinia; Pocilloporidae
Source: the annotation of a GenBank genome assembly